This is a messenger RNA of Medicago truncatula (barrel medic), 1675 nucleotides long. Its product is annotated as gibberellin 2-beta-dioxygenase 1. Lineage: Eukaryota; Viridiplantae; Streptophyta; Magnoliopsida; Fabales; Fabaceae. Bases 184 to 1323 code for a protein of 379 amino acids. The transcript has 2 exons. The record is from RefSeq and is a predicted model, not a curated record.
ACAAAACAUAGUGGAAGGCAACAAACACAUCACACAUGUCUCCUGAAUGCUCCUCCUAAUAUAUUCCCUUUCACUAAAAACAUCCAAACACAAGUUACACCAUAAACAAAAAGUGACCCAAACUUUGAGUCAUUGUUUUCAACCCUAGUUCAGGUUUUUGUUCUUCACGUCAUCAUCAUAUUCAUGGCAUCUUCAACUCACACUCAUCAAAUACUACCACAAAACCUUCAUGGUGGAGGCUCCACCUCAGCACCACCACCAACACCAUCAACUACCACCACCAACAACAACCACCUCUCAACUUCCACCGCUGCUGAUGCACUCUCCCGCCUCCUCCACCGUCUCCCACCCAACCUCUCUCUUCCCACCAUCCGCCGAUCCUCUCCAACCACCACCUCUCCUCCUUCUCUCUCCUUUUCAUCACUCACACCAGAAAAACUCAUCUCCUCCAUUUCUCAACUUGGUUUUAUUCAACUCACUGAUCACUCAGUUUCUUCAAAACUUGCCAACUUGGCUGAGUCAGAGUCACUCAAACUCUUCAACCUUUCACAUGAUCAAAAAGAAUCAUUCUUCCCUCAAAACUGGCCUUUCGGUUACGAAGGUGACAACGACAACGACGAAGAAAAACUCGUUGAGUCGUUCCGGUUCCAGUUCGACUCGUUGUGUUCAACCGAGUCGAACCAGAUAAAACUAGAAUCACUCAGCGAGUUUGCAUGUGCACUUGAGAAACUAGGUUUGAAUAUUAUUGAUGUGUUGAUGAAUGGUUUGGGGGUUGAGAACCCGGUUGGUGAUGACUCGAACCGGUUUAGUUCGAUUAUGUGGGUUUCUGAGUGUUUGCCAGGAAAUAAACCCGGUUCAAUGGGUGGGUUUUACCCGUUUAUAGUGGGAUUGCAGUAUCAGAUAAGGUGUCAAAAAUAUUCGUUGUUGUCGGAUUCAGGUGGAUGGGUUUCUGUGUUGCCACACGUGGAUUCUAUCUUAGUUACUGUUGGUGAUGUUGCUCAGGUUUGGAGCAAUGGAAAAUUAAAGAAGGUAAGAGGCAGACCAAUUAUGGCAGCAUUAGGAGAUGAAAAUGAUUCAAGUUGCAUAACAAUGUCGUUGCUAAUAACCCUUCCUUUAGAGAGCAAUGUAGCUCCACUUCUUCCCAUUGGCAACAAGAACAAAGUUGAAGAUGAUAUUGAUAAUGAUGAAGAAGAAAAUAACAUUGGUGGUGAAGGACAAAAAAGGGUAUUCAACUCUAUUGAUUUUGAGGACUAUGCUUGGAGAGUUUAUCAUGAACGUCUCUUAUUCAAGGAUCCAUUGGAUAGGUACCGUAUUACUCAAUAGUUGGAGUUGCAUGCCUCUCACUACCUCUUAGUGUUGUUAUUUUAUUUUAUUCUUUUCUUUAUAGCUAUAUCUGAGUUUUUUGAGAGAUUUAUAAAUGUUAGUCCUAUAAGGUUUUAAUUUUGGAUGAUGAAAGGGGGAAAAAACUAGAAUGAGACGGGGUAAUAUUAUUUUGUUCUCAUUGGGAGGACUAUAUAUGAUGAGUUGUAUAUGGUCCAUUUGUUGAUUUGAUUGAUUUUGAAGGGCUUGAGAACUUUUUUUUGAGUUUGUAUUAAUUAGUACUCUAGGCAAUGGCUUUAAUUAUCUCUUUUCAUGGAAUAUUAUCAAUUAUUCAUCCUACCCGUCUUCAUUCAAA